GACUCAGGUACGCGAAAACUGCGCUCCUAAACAAAGUUGGAACCUACUUUUAUUCUGAUUUACCUCUUAAAAACCGCUCCAAGAGGCUUGCGUGCAACUUAUAUCACCAACUAAAUAUGUCAGGGAACGGGUUAAUAUCGAGUGUGUGGAGGAGAAGCCCCGCCGAGCAGCUGUCCACCAGAGUUCCGAGUCCUUUUGAGCACCUACGCCAGCAGAUGAAUGACAUCUUGGGGGAUGGAGGGAUCCUGAAAGAGGUGGUCCAACCUGGAGAAGGUUCACCUGUGCCCAAAGACGCUUCCGUGAUAUUGCAUUACUCUGGUUUCCUGGAAUAUUCAGACCAGCCUUUCGAAACCACCACUCACUUUAAGUAUCCCCCAAUGAUGAAGAUAGGAAGAGACUUGACGCUGGCUGGGCUGGAGUUGGGCCUGAUGACCAUGAAGAGAGGAGAGUUCUCUCGCUUCCUCUUCCAGCCUAAGUACGCUUACGGAGAUCUGGGCUGUCCUCCAUUCAUCCCGUCUGCUGCCGUGGUCCUGUUUGAGGUCCAUAUCCUCGACUACCUCGACUCCAAACAAGUGGAUGACUUUAUUACCAUGAGUUCGGACGGCCAGAACACUUCUCCUCUGUCCACACUCUUUGAAGUUGUCAGCACACUACGCAGCUUCGGCAACCGUUGCUUCAGGCGUUGCCGUUACUACCAUGCCAAGGAUCAUUAUAAACAGGCUAUGCAGCUCCUGGGAAGCAGAGACACGCAGGGUGAUUCAGAGACGGAGAGGAUCAAGACAGCUCUGCUUCCUCUCUAUCUGAACCUCUCUCUCACUGAGCUGCGUCUGGACAGCCCUCGCAAAGCCCUGAAAUAUGCCAACAAAGCCUUGGAGAUAGACUCUGACAACACAAAGGCUCUUUUCCGCUGUGGACAGGCUUACAUGGAGCUGCAUGAAUAUGAGAGCGCCCAGGGUUGCCUCUUAAGCGCUCAAGCGAGGAAGCCCUUUGACAGUGACAUCAAUAAUCUUCUGAGGAGAGUGACAAUUCCUUUUUAUUUUCCAGAUGCUACAAGGACAGCUUGGACAAAGAGAAAGACUUGUACUCAAAGAUGUUCUGAGACCUGAAAGUCCUCAACGUAAAUGUAAAGAUCAGAAGAAACAAGGUUUCAAGACUCAACAGCAUGCUGUCUUUCCAGUGCUGCCAUUUCUUUUGAAAGUUGUGUUUGAGUUUGGCUAACACUACGAAGGGAAUAAUAUCAUAUUGAUGUCUAAUUUGACACGUUUAUUUUAUUAAUUAAAAAAGGUAUUUAGUUCAAAAGUUUGUUAAUAUAGUUCUCUUCCGUCCCCUAUAUUCUCUUUGUAAAUGUCACAUUUGAGUGUUUGAUGGGAUGUAAUCACUCCUGAGUUGAGAAUAAUGGAAAUUAAAAAAAAAAAUAAAAGCGUUUUCACAUCUAA
Mugil cephalus (flathead mullet) is the source of this 1436-nucleotide messenger RNA. It is a transcript of the gene fkbp6, whose product is annotated as FKBP prolyl isomerase 6. Gene Ontology annotation, molecular function: protein binding; peptidyl-prolyl cis-trans isomerase activity. The transcript is spliced from 9 exons. The record is from RefSeq and is a predicted model, not a curated record. NCBI's taxonomy places the organism in Eukaryota, Metazoa, Chordata, Actinopteri, Mugiliformes, Mugilidae. The coding region runs from base 117 to 1106 and encodes 329 amino acids.